AUGACUUUGAAGGUCUAUGAUGAGGAAUUAAAAAUUGAUGUUCAAAACACCAUGAAAUACAAAGAUGAUAUUGGCACUAGUCAUACAAUAGAGGUUAUAGAUCAAGUGAUUGCUUAUGAUAGUCCUUUGAAUGCACCACAAUUACCUUUGGAAAGAGUGUCGAGCUUGCCCAUUUUUGUCAUUGAUAAAGAAGUGGACAAUAAAGAAUCAGAAGUUCUAGCCAUGAUGGAAGCACAACCCCUUGGAAAGGAUCUCGACUACACCGGGGCAGUUCUUGGACAACGGAGAGAGAAGCUGUUACAUGUUAUUUACUAUGCUAGUCAUGUGCUGAACCCUGCUCAGAUGAACUAUGCAACUACUGAAAAGGAGUUGUUAGUAGUGGAUUCUAAGCCGAGGCUUCUGAGAUGGAUCUUGCUCCUCCAAGAGUUUGAUGUGGAAAUUAGGGACAAAAGGGGAUGUGAAAACAUCAUUGCCGAUCAUUUGUCUCGAAUGUCGACAAUUGAAGAAACGGAAGACAAGAGACCAAUAAAGGAUGAGUUUGCCUAUGAACACAUCCUAGCUGUCAUUGAUAUCCCUUGGUUCUACUUGUGGGAUGACCCAUUCCUGUACAAGAGAGGAGUAGAUGGAUUAGUCAGAAGAUGUAUCCCAGAGGAGGAUAAAAGGGAUGUGCUUAGAGCUUGUCAUGACUCAGACUAUGGAGGACACUUUAGUGGUGACAAAAUAGCAGCUAAAGUCCUCCAGUCGGGUUUAUACUGGCCUACAAUGUUCAAAGAUGCCCAAGACAUAGUCAAGGAGUGCGACAAAUGUCAAAGAACAGGUAAUAUUUCUAAGAGGAAUCAAAUGCCGCAGAACGCCAUGCUGGAGGUGGAAUUGUUUGAUGUGUGGGAAUAA
Lathyrus oleraceus (garden pea) is the source of this 891-nucleotide messenger RNA. RefSeq lists its product as uncharacterized. Bases 1 to 891 code for a protein of 296 amino acids. The record is from RefSeq and is a predicted model, not a curated record. The transcript is spliced from 4 exons. Lineage: Eukaryota; Viridiplantae; Streptophyta; Magnoliopsida; Fabales; Fabaceae.